Messenger RNA from Solea senegalensis (Senegalese sole), 1555 nucleotides. RefSeq names its product LBH regulator of WNT signaling pathway, like (gene lbhl). The record is from RefSeq and is a predicted model, not a curated record. The transcript has 4 exons. Gene Ontology annotation, biological process: positive regulation of DNA-templated transcription. The coding region runs from base 257 to 670 and encodes 137 amino acids. Lineage: Eukaryota; Metazoa; Chordata; Actinopteri; Pleuronectiformes; Soleidae. Gene Ontology annotation, cellular component: nucleus.
UUCUAAAGGUUUGGAAACUCUGAGGGUUCAAGCAACCCACAAGCCAGGCUUCGCCCUGGAGGCCACAAGCCUCGCUGAGGGCUCUGCGGAGGGGGAAGGCAGUGGGAGCUCACCCCCACUCGAGUCACCGCCACUCAUUGUGGAGGAGCCGAGCUUCGCCACGGUGGACCUGUGCCAAGAUGGAGAAGACAUCUGUCUGACUGCACCUGAGGGAGCAACACCGGAGACAUUCAGCCAGGACACAAACUGUGAAGACAUGAAAAGGACAGAUGAGAGAUUGCCAUUCCAGAUCUUCCCUGACCCUGUUGAGAUCAUCCUGGGUCCAGACACGUCCUUGAGCAGCCCGGAGCAGGAACUUGGGAGAGAACGUCUCCCCUCCAUUGUGGUGGAGCCCACGGAGGUGAGCGAGGUGGAGAGCGGGGAGCUGCGCUGGCCUCCGGAGAACUUGGACCUGGAUGACGAUGACGAGGACCUGUUCUUGGAGCAGUGCAUACCCCCGGCUAAUAUUGCAGAGUGGGGAGAGGAGGAAGAAGAGGAGGAGGAGGGGGAGGAGGAAACGUCAGUUAUACUGAACCAGCACCAAGGCUUGACGCUCAUUGACCUUCAGUCGGACGCAUUUCGAGACGACACCCCCACACUUCCACCGAGCAGCACUUCAGCCUUCAACUGACUCAACUGCUGACUGAGCUGCACCUCGGAUGACUCAAGAGGAAGCAUCCUCAUCAAGUUUGAGAAGAAAACGUAGCAAAUUUAGCAACCGAGAUUAGGCAAAGUGUGACCUAAAACAAAAUGUUAAUACAAACACUACACAAGUGUUAUACACUGAUACACAAACGCACAUGGCAACUGUUGCCAACUGUGAAUUCAUGCUCUAAGCUGUAUUACAGUGAGUGAAGGCAAACACAUUCUCACACACACUUAAGUCACAGCUCACUGACGUUGGGAAUAAUUGAGCAAUAUAAUGUCUUUGCUGUGUGUUUCUUUCUGAACUUGUGGGAAACCUUUUGCUGACAUUGUGGCUUUGUGUUUCAUUUCCCUAGUUGUUUCCUAAUUUUAAAGGGCUCACAGAUGACAUUAAGAUGACAUCCGAGCAUGUCAACAAACUGUCUUCAUCUUUUGCUCAUUAUCUAUGCGUCAUCUCUGAUUCAGACCGAACCCAGUAACUAAAUGUCUUCAUUUGCUUCAAGAUCAGCAUUUUACCCCAUUUAUUGGCUGUUCCUAGAAUCAACCCACGUUGUUUUAGAUUUUUCUUGAUUUUUUUUUUUUUUUUUAAGAUGUCAUUUUUAAUCACAAGGCGGACGACUCAUCAUGCAUCAUGGGAAUGACAAAUGAUGACUGAUACUUGAAUAUUUGACCCAAAAGAGGCACUGUAAUGCUUAUUUCGUAAAAAAAGAAGGGCAGCUCUAUUUAUUUUUCGUCACGCAAGUAAGACUGAUAAAAAUGUGUAGUAAUACAGUAUUUUGUGAGUAGCCUGAUUUGUGAAGAAUUUAUAUAAAUGGAAAAAGUUGUUGUGUUAUUAUAAAAUGAUUAUUAAAAUAAAUAAAUGAAUAAAGUC